Messenger RNA from Haliotis rubra (blacklip abalone), 1178 nucleotides. Its product is annotated as vitelline envelope sperm lysin receptor-like. The transcript is spliced from 10 exons. Bases 94 to 1146 code for a protein of 350 amino acids. The record is from RefSeq and is a predicted model, not a curated record. Lineage: Eukaryota; Metazoa; Mollusca; Gastropoda; Lepetellida; Haliotidae.
CCGUAUUAUUUCUCACGUGACAUCGAACUUGCAGUGACAACACCUGCAGCACGUGCAGCUCCAGAGGUGACACUCAGAAGAAGUUCAGCAGAAAUGGCUGCUUUGUCUGAGGUUUUGACGUUGCUGACGUUUCUGUCCACGGCUUAUUCCCAAAUGCCUCCGGAAGCUCAGGUGCCAAAGGAUUAUAUCGUUGAUGUUAAACAGGAGUGUGGGAAAGAGGGCACCCAGAGCAAAGUUUGUGUGAUGACCGACCUCACGGUGUUCAUUCAGCUGGAGUGCAAGGGAGGUAAUCUGUACAACUUCACAUCGGUCAACUCCGUAAACCACUGUGCUGAUGUGUACUUCACCGGCGACGAGAACAAGAGAUGUGUUUAUCCGAAACGUCACGAUCUGAGGUUGUACUGUGUAAAGGUUCUGGUAAACGUUGUCAACAAGGAGGGGUCGUCGGUAGGUAUCAACAGACUGCUCCGCUACACCAUGACCUGCACCUACGACGAGAACGGCGAGCAGAAGUCCGGCAACAGUUCCAUAGUUGAGCAGUACCAUGCGCCCAAGGGUGUCAACGGUCAUGCCGGCUCCAAAACAAAGAUGGGGGUGACUAUUCUGCUGACUGAUAUCCGCGGCGUCCCUCUCACCUCUGGGGUUCCAAUAGACAAAACUGUGUGUCUGAAGGUCGUGCUGGACAACAGUACUGGUUUACUGGUGGGCUCCAAGCCCCUCACCCUGUUCCCAGUGUCUUGUGAAGCUAUUGGGGCUACUACAGGCCAGAGACACGCCUUCAUCAGAUCUGGAUGUGGGGACGGCAUCAUUAUCAACAAAACCACCGGUUUUUCUAUGAUGCCCCGGGCCGCCCUCAGCCCUUACUUCAAGUUCUUCGCGUUAGAAAAUGACAAUAGCUUCAGUAUCAUGUGCAACUUCACCCUGUGCUCCAACUGUGUGGGAAAGAACUCCUGUAGUGGCGCAGCAGCCAAACCCAGAAGUAUAUUCAAACUGUUCGGGAAGUGGAUUGAAGCUGGCAACAGACUCAGAAGGGAAGCUCCAGCUGAGAACGCAUACCCAGGUCUGACCUUGCUGGCCGAGGAGGACUUCAAUGUCGCAGAUGAGGGAAGACUUGACAGUAACCCUGACAGUGACAGGAAGUCAUGAGAAAACCACUGCCAUUAAAAAGAUAAAGCCAG